GUGUGUUCCAGGAGAUGACUAAGUUCGAGUGUCACUUCCUGAACGGCACCGAGCAGGUGAGGUUUGUGCACAGGUUCUUCUACAACCGGCAGGAAUAUGCCCACUUCGACAGCGAUUUGGGGCACUUUGUGGGCGACACCACCCCUUUUGGGGAGCUCCAGGCCAGGCACUGGAACAGCCAGCAGGACCUGAUGGAGCGGAAACGGGCUGAGGUGCACACAUACUGCCGGCACAACUACCAGAGGGCAACCCUGUUCCUCAUACACAGGAGAGUGCCUCCCCGUGUGUCCAUCUCGCUGGUGCCGCCAAGUUCCCCACUGAGCCCUGGCCGCCUGAUCUGCUCCGUGAUGGAUUUCUUCCCUGCGCAGGUGCAGGUGAGGUGGUUCCAGGCUGGGCGGGAGCUGACGGGGCACGUGGUGGCCACCGACGUGGUCCCCAACGGGGACUGGACCUACCAGCUGCUGGGGCUGCUGGAAACCACCCCCCAGCACGGGGACACCUCCACC
Messenger RNA from Acanthisitta chloris (rifleman), 506 nucleotides. RefSeq names its product HLA class II histocompatibility antigen, DQ beta 1 chain-like. The transcript is spliced from 2 exons. The annotation marks the transcript as partial. Gene Ontology annotation, biological process: immunoglobulin production involved in immunoglobulin-mediated immune response; peptide antigen assembly with MHC class II protein complex; positive regulation of T cell activation. Gene Ontology annotation, molecular function: MHC class II protein complex binding. Lineage: Eukaryota; Metazoa; Chordata; Aves; Passeriformes; Acanthisittidae. The record is from RefSeq and is a predicted model, not a curated record. Gene Ontology annotation, cellular component: MHC class II protein complex; membrane.